CCGGAUAAUUCAUAUGACGUCAUAUUUUCUUCUACACACCUGACACAUAAGAGGUCGGGGUUUUCCUCAUUCGGAUUUAAGGACUUGUGUUAAGGAUCCUGUGUAGAUUCUAGAUCUACUUGAACUGCAACCAAAGUGAAUCUACGCCAUUUCGAUAUUGCUCCUUGACGCAAAGGUCGAAGCCCGAGCCUUGGAUAAACAGAAAAAAAAACAUCUGACCAAAUCAUCUAGAUAUCUAGCUAGAUCUAGAUUAGAUCACAGAAAAUAAUAAUCUGUCGGACCUUGAUGCAGUUUCUUGGUGAUUACAAAAGUUAAAGACAGAACCAUUAUUCGGUUUCAACCACUUUGAGUGCCACCAGUAGCCAUACUGGCUUUGUCAAAUCUCCAGUUUUGUCACAAUAUAAGACAUUUUCACGUAGCUAGGACGUUACGGUUUUAUGAUGCAUCGCAUCAAAGACCUGUUGCUACGUUACUCCAAGUGCCAUUCCUUCCAUGAGCUGCCUGCCCUAUACUGCAGCUAUGCAACAAAAUCAGUUGGACCUAAAGUGUUGGGGCCUGGAAGGUAUUUUGGCACACAAGUUGCUGCUGAGCCUUUUUUAAAUGGCAGCUCCUCCGCUUACAUAGAGGAUAUGUUUGAGGCUUGGCAGAGAGAUCCUAAUAGUGUACAUAAGUCAUGGGAUGCCUUUUUUCGUCAAACUGCCAGAGGAGCACCACCAGGUCAGGCAUAUGCUGCCCCACCAACUCUAAGGGCCGCAAUGAUGUCCUCUGUUCCUGCUGCACUGCCCAGACAUGCAGUGGAGCAGGGCAUGCCUGUGGAUGAGAAAACUAUUGAAGACCAUUUGUCUGUCCAGUCCAUCAUCCGCUCAUACCAGGUCAGAGGUCACAAUGUCAGCCAGCUAGACCCAUUGAGUAUAUUAGAUGCUGAUCUCAAUAGUGAAACCCCCAAGGAGCUACUGCUAGAUACUUACAAGCUGGGUGAAGGCGAUCUUGACCGUGUAUUCCGGCUCCCAAACACCACCUAUAUUGGAGGCAAUGAGUCAGUCCUGCCCUUAAAGGAAAUCAUCCGGCGUCUGCAGAAUGUGUACUGUCGUUCCAUUGGUGUUGAGUUCAUGUUCAUCAAUGACCUCCAGCAGACAGACUGGAUCAGGCGCAGAUUUGAAACUCCUGGCAUCAUGCAGUUCAGUACAGAGGAGCGCCGGUUGAUUUUGGCAAGACUGAUCAGAUCAACAAGAUUUGAAGAGUUUUUGGCCCGCAAGUGGUCGUCAGAAAAACGUUUUGGUCUGGAAGGCUGUGAAGUUCUCAUCCCUGCUAUGAAGACCAUCAUUGACGCUUCCAGUGCUCUUGGAGUGGACAGCUUCAUUAUUGGAAUGCCACACAGAGGCCGGCUCAAUGUCCUGGCCAACGUGUGUCGCAAGCCACUGGAGAAAAUCAUUUGCCAGUUUGACUCUAAGCUGGAAGCGGCAGAUGAGGGGUCUGGGGACGUCAAGUACCACCUGGGCAUGUCACACGAGCGCCUGAACCGCGUCACCAACAAGAACAUCAAGAUUGCUGUUGUAGCUAAUCCCUCCCAUCUGGAGGCUGUUGAUCCAGUGGUGCAAGGCAAGGCUAGGGCUGAGAUGUUCUACCGGGGAGAUAAUGAUGGCAAAAAGGUGAUGCCAAUGCUGCUUCACGGGGAUGCUGCUUUUGCUGGGCAAGGCAUUGUGUAUGAAUGUCUUCACUUGUCAGACUUACCAGCGUUCACCACCCACGGCACCAUCCAUCUUGUGGUCAACAACCAGAUUGGCUUCACUACUGACCCGCGAUCAUCCCGCUCCUCCCCCUACUGUACUGAUGUAGCCCGUGUGGUCAAUGCCCCAAUUUUCCAUGUGAAUGCAGAUGACCCCGAGGCUGUGAACUACGUGUGUAAAGUGGCAGCUGAUUGGAGGGCUACAUUUGGCAAGGACGUUGUCAUUGACUUGGUGUGCUAUAGAAGAUUUGGGCACAAUGAAAUUGAUGAGCCCAUGUUCACUCAACCUCUCAUGUACAAAAAGAUUGCUAAACAACCCACUGUGUUGGCCAAAUAUGCAGAGCACCUCAUCAACAACAACAUUGUUACACAGGAAGAAUAUGAGGAGGAAAUCUCCAAGUAUGACAAGAUCUGUGAAGAAGCUUACUCCCUGGCCAAGAAGGAAACAGCUGUCAGCAAUAUUGACUGGCUCGACUCCCCAUGGAGUGGAUUUUUUGAAGGUCGUGACCCCAUGAUGCUGCCCACAACUGGAGUGUCUGAAGAAUGUUUGAAACACAUUGGCACUGUGUUCAGUACCCCACCAGAGGACUUUGUUAUACAUGGGGGCCUGAAGAGAGUGCUGAAGGCGCGUGCGGAUAUGGUGGAGAACCGGCAGGCUGACUGGGCUCUGGGUGAGGCCCUAGCCUUUGGUUCCCUCCUGAAAGAAGGGAUUCAUGUGCGACUAAGUGGUCAGGAUGUGGAGCGCGGCACAUUCAGCCAUCGUCACCAUGUGCUGCAUCACCAGACCAUUGACAAGAAGACAAUAGUCCCAUUGAACAAGUUGUAUCCAGACCAGGCCCCCUACACCGUCUGCAACAGUUCACUCUCAGAGUAUGGUGUACUAGGGUUUGAAGUGGGUUACUCCAUAACCAACCCCAAUGCGCUUGUCAUUUGGGAGGCCCAGUUUGGGGACUUUGCCAACACUGCCCAGUGCAUCAUUGACCAGUUCAUUUCAAGUGGUCAAGCUAAGUGGGUCAGACAGUCUGGCAUUGUCCUUCUCCUUCCUCAUGGCUUUGAAGGCAUGGGUCCAGAACACUCAAGCGCCAGACUGGAAAGAUUCCUGCAGCUAAGUAAUGAUGAUCCAGACUACUUCCCUCCUGAAGGUCCCAACUUUGAGAUUCAACAGCUUCAUGAUUCCAACUGGAUUGUGGGCAACUUUACAACACCAGCAAACUUCUUUCAUGCCAUGAGGAGACAAAUUGCCUUGUCCUUCAGAAAGCCUCUGGUAGUGUGCACACCAAAGUCUCUGCUCCGUUUGCCUGAAGCUCGCUCCAGCUUUGAUGAGAUGAUUGAAGGCACCAGGUUCCAGCGUCUGAUUCCUGACACAGGACGAGCUGGCCAGCAUCAUGAGGGGGUCAAGAAACUCAUCUUUUGCUCAGGAAAAAUUUAUUAUGAGCUUGUGAAGGAAAGGGAAACAAGAAAUCUACAGGAUGAGAUAGCUAUCUGUCGUGUAGAACAGCUGACCCCCUUCCCCUUUGACUUGGUGAAGGCCGAGCUGGAGAAAUACCCCAAGUCUAAGGUGUGCUGGGCCCAGGAGGAGCACAAGAAUGCUGGAGCUUGGAGCUACAUCAGACCUCGCAUCAAGACAGUCCUCAGAAAACAAGGAGUUUACAGAAAGAUUGAGUAUGCAGGCAGGUUCUCAUCAGCUGCGGCUGCUACAGGCAACAAACAGAUGCAUCUAAUGGAGCUGUCACAGCUCUAUGAUGCAGCUAUGGACCUCUCAUCUGUACCUAAAAAAUAGUUUGACCAGACAGUGUAAUAUAGUGUAAUGUAGAGCUCAUGACACACAGCAAGCAAAGGACUGUGUGCAGUAUAGGACAGCACAGCAGAUGGUUUGUUAGGUCGCUGUGGUUGUGCUGAUCUUGUCCUGCAUCUUGACAGUUUUGUCAUUAACUUGUUUUUUCUCAAUGGGUGACUCGAAUGUUUGUUUUGUUUCUUUUUUCUCAAUGGGUGUCUUGAAUGUUUUGUUUCUUGCAAUGGAUGGCCAGUACUCUGACCAGAUCUGGUAACAUCAGUGACCUUACUCAAGAGACUUGUUUAUCAUUUACGCGGUUCCCUUUUUAGUUUGGAUUUACGCAAUCAAAAAGUUUGUAACACUGAUUCGUGUGAGAAGUAUUUCACUCUUCAUUUGAGCUAUCAUUAGGUCAAAAUUGUGUUAAGUUUAUUGUUAUUCAAGUGGAUACUAUCUCUCACUCUUGUAAAAUGAGUUUAUGCGCAAUAAUUUCUCUCAGUACUGAAAUGUUCUGUGAGGCUGAUUAGUUCUGAUUGUGGUUACAAUUCACUGCUAGAUUUAUAAGUAAACUUUUGUUUACCGUUAGUAACAAGUUGCCUUCAACACCCCACCCCCCCCCCCCCCCCCCCCUCCCAUCAUCUGGUAAUUUGCUGCCAAGUUGGCCCUUGUGUAAAUGCUUAAUUUUUCUACCCCAUUGGAAGGCCAGCGUCAUCUCAUUUGGUUAGCUAGUUGAUGUGGAUCAGCUAUGUGACUUGACAUCUAGAAACCAGACAAUAAACUUGCUACAUUUGUGUUCUAUAUUUUUAGAAUAAAUAGUCAUGUUUGCCUGUGAGUAAGACUGGUUUUGGAUUGUUUUAAUUUCUGUCUUCUUAUUCAUGCACAUAACUAUUUAUAUAUUAACAUACAUAACCUAAUACAUUUUUGAUUUUACUGACAGUUU
Molecule: messenger RNA, 4437 nt
Organism: Physella acuta
Lineage: Eukaryota; Metazoa; Mollusca; Gastropoda; Physidae
Product: 2-oxoglutarate dehydrogenase complex component E1
Biological process (GO): tricarboxylic acid cycle
Cellular component (GO): oxoglutarate dehydrogenase complex; mitochondrion
Molecular function (GO): thiamine pyrophosphate binding; oxoglutarate dehydrogenase (succinyl-transferring) activity
Source: RefSeq, a predicted model, not a curated record